AGAAAGUCACGUAGAGGAAAAAAAACACCAUUACCCAGGUAGCUUUGCGGUUAGAACAACAAAGAUGGCGUUUCCGGACGUGAUAUGAAUACUGAAACGUCCAACAGAUGAAUUAAAAGGAGCAGACAACCAGCACAGCACUGCAGACAACGGGCAAUUCACCGCUGCAUCACACCGGCAUAUAUUUAUUUUUAUAUACACACACUCAUAAAAUGCCGUCUCCUAAAGCGAAAAACCCCGGUCGCGGAAGCCCGGUGCUCGGCGGCGUCAACGGCCGCUACGAGUUCAUGUCGCUGACGAAGCCGCCGCCCCUCCUCCUGCAGCGGCAGGGCUCCGACCCGACCACCGCCCGCCUCCGCGUGUCGGAGAGCCCCACGCGGCGUCGGGGCUCCAGCUCCUCCACGGGCUCGGCGAGCGGCCAGGCCCCGCCGGAGGAGGACGGCAUCCGGCUCAAUCCCUCCUUCGUCCGCGUGGCGCUCAGCUCGCUGCUCGCCAUCGACCUGUGGAUGUCCAAGCGGCUCGGCGUGUGCGCCUGCGAGGACUCGUCGUGGGGCAGCGUGCGGCCGCUGAUGAAGCUGAUAGAGAUCUCGGGGCACGGCAUCCCCUGGCUGGCCGGCGCCGUCUACUGCCUGUACAAGAGCGACAGUGCUGCGGGACAAGAGGUCAUGCUCAACCUGCUCAUGGGUCUCCUGCUGGACCUGCUCCUGGUCGGCAUCGUUAAGGCGGUGGUGCGUCGGCGUCGGCCGUCCCACAACCGCAUGGACAUGUUCGCCACCUUCUCCGUGGACCGCUACUCCUUCCCUUCCGGCCACGCCACCCGCGCCGCCAUGUGCGGCCGCUUCCUGCUGGCUCACCUGGUGCUGGCCGCCCCGCUGAGGGUCCUCGUGCUGCUGUGGGCCGGCCUGGUGGGGCUGAGCCGGGUGAUGCUGGGCCGGCACAACGUGACCGACGUGAUGUUCGGCUUCUGGAUGGGCUACUGCCAGUACAACCUCGUAGAGAUGCUGUGGCUCUCGCCUCAAACCCUGCAAGGGCUGCUGGGACAGUUGGCCUGAUAUUAAAAGGAUCGGGGGGGGGGGGGAAAAGGAGGAGCGAGACAUGGCCGUUUAAAUCUUGGAUCACUAGAGCACCUGCACACCUUUUGUUGUCCUUUUUUUAGACGUAUAUAUCAGAGGAGUUGUCUCUUUGAGUCAAACUCAGCUUUGUUCUGCUGCGAUCUGACGCUCACGGGCACGUCGAGUAGGAUUUGUUGGUUUGUAAACAUUCACAGUUGGGGGGGUCCCCCCUCCCCCCCGCCUCCACGAGGGUCACGGAGCUCGGAUUCUGCAGACUCAUUUUCACGGCCAUCUCUGCGUUUUUCAGGAGUUUGACGCUCAGAAAAUGUCCCCAAAAAAGAAAGAUCUCAGAGAGACCGGCGCUCACUUAAGUAAUGAUUGAGAGGGGUUAUUUUUGUACGAGUUUACACAUUGUUUUUUUUUAAAAUUUUUUAUCCUAAUCAUUGUGCUUUACAAUUUGAGAGCCUGUCAGCCGUCAUGAGUAAUGAGUAAUGUCUGUAAUGCAUAUGCAGCACUUUGAUUCAGACGAGACCGGGAGAAACGGAUCCACCCAGGUUUCCCCCCCGAAGCCGCCGCACUCACUGGAAAGGAUUUAAACUGCAAGCGUGCUUUUUGUAGCUUUUGAUUUCAAAGAGUUAUGCAUUCAAAGAAAAAGGCCCUUUUUUUUUUUUUUCGCCUGACCGUCCACAUCCAACAUUUUUCUAACUUUCGCCGGCGCUGAUGAGCGGAGAACUUUGAGGAGUUUUCAGCACGUCGUUUUUUUCCUGCACAGAACGUAAAAGAUCCAACCGCUUCAGACACACUUCAGAUACACUUCAGAUACACUUCAGACACACUUCAGACACACUUCAGAUACACUUCAGAUACACUUCAGAUACACUUCAGACACACUUCAGACACACUUCAGACACACUUCAGACACACUUCAGACACACUUCAGACACACUUCAGACACACUUCAGACACACUUCAGAUACACUUCAGAUACACUUCAGAUACACUUCAGACACACUUCAGACACACUUCAGACACACUUCAGAUACACUUCAGACACACUUCAGACACACUUCAGACACACUUCAGAUACACUUCAGAUACACUUCAGGAUACACUUCAGAUACACUUCAGAUACACUUCAGACACACUUCAGACACACUUCAGAUACGCUUCAGACACGCUUCAGACACACUUCAAGAUACACUUCAGAUACACUUCAGAUACACUUCAGACACACUUCAGACACACUUCAAGAUACACUUCAGAUACACUUCAGAUACACUUCAGACACACUUCAGACACACUUCAGACACACUUCAAGAUACACUUCAGAUACACUUCAGACACACUUCAGAUACACUUCAAGAUACACUUCAGAUACACUUCAGACACACUUCAAGAUACACUUCAAGAUACACUUCAGAUACACUUCAGACACACUUCAGACACACUUCAGAUACACUUCAGACACACUUCAGACACACUUCAGACACACUUCAGACACACUUCAGAUACACUUCAGACACACUUCAGACACACUUCAAGAUACACUUCAGAUACACUUCAGACACACUUCAGAUACACUUCAGAUACACUUCAGAUACACUUCAGACACACUUCAGACACACUUCAGACACACUUCAGAUACACUUCAGACACACUUCAGACACACUUCAGAUACACUUCAGACACACUUCAGACACACUUCAGACACACUUCAGAUACACUUCAGAUACACUUCAGACACACUUCAAGAUACACUUCAGACACACUUCAGACACACUUCAGACACACUUCAGACACACUUCAGACACACUUCAGACACACUUCAGAUACACUUCAGAUACACUUCAGAUACGCUUCGUACUGUUGCAACACAGCAGAGAACUCCACCUGUCCUCACCUGCCCUCGUUUCUUCUUCGGGACCAUUUUCUAUAUGAUUUCCCCACAAAGUCGUUUACGGUUCAGAAUUUUGAUCUUUUCCAUGUCGACAGGAUUCGGACUUUAAAUCGUUUUUAAACGAGACUCCUUUUUUAAAUGUCCUCUUCAACUAUUACCAUUCCUUUUAUCUCGUGUUGCAGCUUCAACUCUGAUGGAUCACAUGACGCAUGCGUCCCUUCCUGGACUAUCAGAAAUAUAGAUGUGCUUUGGUACUUUUUUUUUUUUGCACUAAAAGAAACCCUUUGGAAGACAUGGUUCUAAAAGUUAAUCUUGUGAUUCUUUUCUUUUUUUUUAAGUUUGAUCUAAAUUGUUUAUGAAAAGAAAGAAAGUUUUGCCAGGUUAAUCUUUUCUGGAAAAAGUCAAGGAUAAAAAAAAAAAAUCAUCAGUUUGUUGUUGUAGUACUAGUGUCGGCCACAAGAGGCUAAACUGCACCACUACCCCGUUUUACGAAAUGGGACUGAAACUGCAGUUUGACCCAGAUUAAUAUACAUUCAUGACCAAAAGAAUAACACCAUAUAAUUCACACUAAACACUUGUUUAGUGUGAAUGGAGAGAGUAAAACUCACCUGGAAGAAAACAGGAAUUAGUUUACUCCUCUUUAGAGCACAGUGCACUGUCGCCUCUUGUGGACAACAUGAGUAUUACAACAACAAAUGAUUUUUGCCUGCCAAAAAAAAAAAUUGUUAUUUAAGAUUAUCCUGGCAAAAUAAAAAUGGAAAACUAUAUUUUACAUCUGAGAAAAUGUCUGACUGAGGAUCAUACGAGUUCAGGUCAUGACCCCCACCUGGUAAAGCUCAAUCCGAGCAGAUUGAGAAAAGUUACUUUAUUAUUAUUUUUAUAAUAACUGUUAUGAAUCAAUUCACAAAACGUAUUUAUUCUUAUUGUCUCUUGUUUAAAGUUGGAUAAAUGGCACUUUGAACCACAUUCGGGUGGUUUUCUGCCACCUGAGACGAGAGAGACUGAAGACCAGACCAGGACUCUCUUAGUCCCUGAAGCGAGACAAUCUGAGACCGGUUCGACCCCCCCCCCCCCCUCUGACACCCGCGUUUAUAUAAUGUUUAACAUUUUACACACAUUCUCAGUUAAAGAUUCGGCGAUGCAAUAAUAAUGUGUAAAGGAAUUAACAGCCAAGUCAGAUCCUCCCAAUGCUUGGUUAAAGUGACCUAAAUGUGACUCUGGGGGUCAGAGGUCGGAGGAGGGGGGAGGGGGGGGGCAGCAUGUCAUUUAACCUACUCCUAUUGUGGCUUAUUUGCAGCGAAAUAUUGAAAUUACAAUAUUAGUCAGAUUUUAUUGUCGGAUAAGUAGCAUUAAAAACGCAGCUGUUGAGCUGAAUUGCUCUAUUUUUAUUUUGCCCGUGUUUGGUGUCGACCGACCUCUCUGUCCGCAGAUUAUUUAAACGUUGCAUCUUUGCACCGUGCAGCCUAGUUUAUGUUUGUCUGGCAUAAUUUGUCUAUUGAUUUAAGAACUAGGACGUGUGAUUUCUGUGUAUGAACUGUUGUAGUUCCCCUUGGAUGCAGGAGCCCCGUUGGAGACUCGUUGGUGCUCUCUGCAAUAAUGAUAAUAUUAUUAUAAUAAUAAUAAUACUAAUUGACAAACGACCUUCCCAGUGCGGGCGAUGAGAUGACUGGCGAGUGAGGCGGCAGCUUCCUUUUUUAAUAUUAAUUUAGUUAUUACCGUUCGGUUGAAAUCUUAAUAUGCUGGACUGUGACCAAAUACUUUUUCUUUUUUUUUGUGAUUGAUUUUUGACCAUUUCCCUACAACCAUAAAUAUCCCUUAAAAAAAAGCUAUAUCCUUAAAAAAAAUAUAUAUAUAUAUAUACAUAUA
Molecule: messenger RNA, 4815 nt
Organism: Cyclopterus lumpus (lumpfish)
Lineage: Eukaryota; Metazoa; Chordata; Actinopteri; Perciformes; Cyclopteridae
Gene: plpp6
Product: phospholipid phosphatase 6
Exons: 2
Coding region: 213-1052 (279 amino acids)
Molecular function (GO): sphingosine-1-phosphate phosphatase activity
Source: RefSeq, a predicted model, not a curated record